Episyrphus balteatus (marmalade hoverfly) is the source of this 1112-nucleotide messenger RNA. Its product is annotated as farnesol dehydrogenase-like. The transcript has 2 exons. The record is from RefSeq and is a predicted model, not a curated record. NCBI's taxonomy places the organism in Eukaryota, Metazoa, Arthropoda, Insecta, Diptera, Syrphidae. Bases 326 to 1072 code for a protein of 248 amino acids. Gene Ontology annotation, molecular function: oxidoreductase activity.
AAGAGUUUUUUCGGAAUGAAAAUCAAAAGCUAAGCCAGAACAUCAGUUAUCGAAUUUGAAGAACUUGGGAUUUGUUUUGACUGAUUUAAUUUUAUUUUCCGGUAUAUCCGAAUUUUUUAGUACUUGUUUAGGAAGCAAUUUGAUAUUCUUAUAAACUCAUACUUGACCUUUAAGUUCACAACCUGUACCCCGGUACUCAGUACUCUUAACAACAUCGUUAUAAAAUCUGUAGCUUUAUAAACAAGACUUUUGUCGUAUAUUAAUAAUACUCCUCCCGAACUCAUUCACUUAGUUGUACGUUUGCAUUUCAAUACGAUCGGUCAAAAUGGAACGUUGGUCAAAUCGUGUCGCAGUUGUUACUGGAGCUAGUAGUGGUAUUGGAGAAGCUACAGCAGCUGAUCUUUGCAAAGCUGGGCUAAAAGUAGUUGCUUUAGCUCGACGUGAAGAUAGAUUGCAUGAAAACCGUUCAAAGCUUCCAAAGGAGUUACAAUCCAAAUUCUAUCCACGAAAAUGUGACGUCUCUAACGAAGCUGAAGUUAAAGAAACCUUCGAGUGGAUCGAAAAAACUUUAGGUGGAGUUGAUAUUCUUGUCAAUAAUGCAGGUGUCAAUAGAAUUGGAAAACUUGUUGAUAUGGAUACAGCUGAUAUAGAUACAGUUCUUAAUACAAAUGUUAAAGGUUUGGUUUACUGUACUCAAGCAGCUUACAAAAGUAUGAAAGAGAGGAAUUUUGCUGGACAUAUUGUGCAUAUUAAUAGCAUUGCUGGACAAAAACCUAUUGAUAUGGGGAAAGAUAUUAGUUUCAAUAUCUAUCCAGCUUCAAAGUAUGCAGUGACAGCGAUCAAUGAGACGUUAAGAAAUGAACUUCGUCAUCUUGGAACUAAGAUCAAAACAACCAGUAUUAGCCCAGGCCUGGUAAGGACAGAAAUUGGUACAAAAGUCUUUUUUGACCUUUUCGGAGAUGUAAUUUUGAAUCCAGAAGAUGUAUCUCAGGCAAUAUUAUAUGCAAUUUCAACACCUCCUCAUGUACAAAUUCAUGAAAUUACUAUUAAACCUGUUGGUGAAGAGGCUUAAAAAAGUGUUUUUCUAAAAAUAAAAUACUAAAUAUUUACUA